AUGAUUCAGGGAGGUCAGAGGGUGCCCGGGCAGACCCCUGCACUGGCAGCAGAGCCACCACCGGUGAGAGGGGACCCUCCUUUCACAGCCUUUCAAGGACACCCCGUCCCUUCCUACCCCCUGCCAAGUUUGGCAGAGGACAAGGCUGUGGCAAGUCUGUUCUCAAAUAUCUGGUUAUGGCGAGUUGUCACUGCAGUCCUUACUGCUGCUGUCAUUUUGAUUUUGUGCAUUCAGUUUGUAAACCGUUCUUCGGACCAAGAUUUUCCUGUCUGUCCUUCCCUGGAACUCUGUCCAUCAGGUUGGCUGUAUUUCCAGAGGAAAUGCUACUACCUCUCAGAGAAUGAAGCCAACUGGAACGCCAGUCAGAGCCUCUGCUCUUUGUACAAUGCUUCCCUCCUGGUGAUCGAAAAUCAUCAGGAACUGAGUUUUAUGGUGAAGAUAACAAAGCAAGAGCCGUGGAUUGGACUCUAUAAAAGAAAUGAAGAGUUCUUUUGGGUAAAUGGGAAAGCAUUAGACAAUGAACUGAUUGAAGUAAAAGGCUCUGGAAACUGUGCCUAUCUUGAAGCAAAAGGAGUCUCAGCCUCUGGAUGUUUUUUAACCAGGAAGUGGGUCUGUAGCUUGAAUGUUAGCUUAGCGCCAUGAAGGUGGAUGAAGCCACCACCCCAGACACUCAGCGCUCUGCUACGGUGUCUACAUGGGCUAUGUCUAUACUCUGGCACCUGGGAACGCAUCUCAGCUCCUGCCUGGAGGUGAAUGACUUUUCUGGUAGCCAGAAUUCUCCACCCAUGGAGGAAGCCUUCAUUUUUUAACGAUGUCAUUUAAAUGGCUUGCUUUCAGCAUCAUUUCCUUGCCCUGUUUUGCUAGCUACUGCUCAGCCUGUAGUUUCCUUUCUUUGUGUCAUCAGUAUUUCUACCAUUCACUCUUCUCAUGUGGGAUCCUAAGCAGCUGCUCUUUCUUUCUCCUUUUUGGUGUGCUACUGGAGGCAAUUGUUCUGCUUUUCCCUUUUUUCACAGCCAAGCUCUGUGCAGGGAUGGGUUGUGAAGUGGGUCCGCCUGAAGGUCUGCCAGUGCCUCGCAGACAGAGGGUGAUGCAGAGAUGAGCACUGUUGGUUUAGACAGGAUCGUUGCAGAUUUUGCUCUUCCGGUUUGAUGGGGUGCAUCUUGUGCAACUCUGCAUUGCGUUCAAUGUUUUGUUACUAUUAUUUUACAUUAUUCUCGUUAAAUCCGCUUGACAGUAUUAUCACUGGGAUUUAUGUAGCUGCAUUGGACCUGCAGUUCUCCUUCCCACAGCACUUAUCUUAGCAAAAAAAUGUCAGAAUAGAUAUUUAUUGAUCUGAGGAUCUGCACUGAUGGGGAAAAAGAGUUUGAACUGAAAAAGUGAUAGGCAAACCACAGGCAUUAAUGUUGUAAAGUUAGAAGUAGUACCCAGUGCGAAUAAACAAAAUCAUGAGUAGAGAACAAGUGAAUUAACAGCAAAGGACACUUCUCUGUGGUUUCCUCGUGUCCUGUUCCUGUCGGAGCAUGAGGCUUCUGAGCAAGUGGUACAUUUCUGGAUGGAUCAUCAGUGUUUUUACUUCUCUGCAUGCGCGUUAUUUUCAGCAGCAGCACCCAGUGCUGUUGAAUCUCUGUGAGCCUGAACAGAAUUAGGGCACAAUCCUGCGGAGCUCUGGGCACUCAUGUCUAGCAGGUACACUGACGGCUAAAAGUGGCGUUUGACCCAGAGGAAGUGAAGCAGCUUGUUUUCCUGGAGGGACUAUUCCUAUCAGCUUUGUAGAGAAGGAGGAAUGGGGAAUUCACAUGUAUAGCAUGGCGAAACACUUCCCUGCUCGGAAUAAAAUCUGGAAGAUUAAUUUUCUCGUGAUCUGGAUGCUAUAGAGAAGACUAUGGACUCCGCCAGACUUCUUGAAGGAGCAAGUGGAGCCAUUUUUGGAGUAGCCGCUAGAGCGCACUGUAGUUUCAGAGAAGGGAAGAUAAUUGUGUCUUCUCAUUUUUUAAGAAUGUAAAAUUGCACCUUGUGUGACAGGUUAUUUGAAGUGGUGUUGGUUCGUUGGUGGCUUUCGUCCUAUUUGUAAUUAUGUUUGCCUUCACUGUGUUCUUAUGCAACUUUAAUUGCUGACUGGUUUUGUUCAGUGUCUUGUUUAUGCCUUCAUUAUUUUCUGUGACAGUGGGACUUACUGUAACAGGACUGUGCAGUAUGGAUAUUGUUAACAACUUGUGACUUUAAGAUGUUUAUUUAUAUAUGAUCACUAAUUUUGCUGAACUACACUUUUUAUAUUGCUUGUAUUCUUUAUAGGCAAAGGAACUCUACAGUAUGAAUAGCCUAAUAAUCUAUGUGUUAAUUUAUAUGUAAUUAGUUGGGGGCAGGGAGGUAUUCUACAAUGUUUUUAAAAUAACUAGCUCUGAAGGAUAUGGUAUGUGCAAUAGU
Molecule: messenger RNA, 2424 nt
Organism: Egretta garzetta (little egret)
Lineage: Eukaryota; Metazoa; Chordata; Aves; Pelecaniformes; Ardeidae
Product: C-type lectin domain family 2 member B-like
Exons: 5
Coding region: 1-642 (213 amino acids)
Source: RefSeq, a predicted model, not a curated record